ACUCGAUCCAAGAUCGUACGUGUCUCAGGCAGGCGAGUGAUUCGUCAGUGAGAAGGUAUCCUUCAGAACGCCGUCAUCAUCGACCCUUCACAUUUCGCUCGCACCGACAACGGUCGAUCGGCAACUUUGGAGCGUUGGUGUCACGCUCACAACCUCAUUACAGGCGCACUCCAAUAGCCCGUCUCUGCUCGGACACGCGUUUCCCUACUCAAGAUGGGGUUCCGAACAGGUUUCGUCCUAAGCGCCGUAGCGUUCCAAUUUGGAGUCAUCUACAUGGCAUCCAUCUACGACUUUCCCCUCUUGUACGGCAGCAGCCUCUCCUCCACAGAAAGUCUCGAAGCAGCCGACCGAGCAGAAUUCUUCUACUUGGGUCUUUUCAAAGCUCCCGCGGCCGUGCCUGCUCUGCUACACGGAAUGAUUGGGUUGGGAAUCGUUGGACUUUUGGCCAAGCUGCAUCGAUGGACAGAGAUUGCCAAGUGGUUCGAUGGUGCUGCCAUCGUCCUGUACGUUGGUGCUCUGUCCAUGUACCUGACCGUCUCGAUGCCAACCAUCAGACUACUGGCAGAUCCCAACAACGAAGCUCUCCUUGCUCGCUCCUCGCUGGCUACCCAACGGAGCACUUUGGCUGCAAGAGCAGAAGCUGGUCAGCUCGACGCAACGUUGGUCCCUUCUGGUCCCUUGACCGCUUCGGAGAGGGUGGAUGCGCUCAGAAUCAUAGGCGCUACGAACACCAUCAUCAUUCUGCUGCUGGCUGGCGUGUUGCUGAUGCAGGGGACGGAGUGGUGGUUGGAGAGAGCGGAGAGGCUGGAGAAGAAGGCUAUUAGGGACAAGGAGAUGAGCGAGUUGAAGUUGAGCAAGGCGGGCAAGGACCAGUGAAGCGAAUUAGGCUUGUAUGUGGUCAAGGGGACUCGGAAGCUGAGCAAUGUCUGUCACAAGACGCGGUAAUGUCACGUUUGUGUGAAUCGUG
Messenger RNA from Ceraceosorus guamensis, 967 nucleotides. RefSeq lists its product as hypothetical. The transcript has 2 exons. Gene Ontology annotation, biological process: endoplasmic reticulum to Golgi vesicle-mediated transport. The record is from RefSeq and is a predicted model, not a curated record. Lineage: Eukaryota; Fungi; Basidiomycota; Exobasidiomycetes; Ceraceosorales; Ceraceosoraceae. The coding region runs from base 214 to 876 and encodes 220 amino acids. Gene Ontology annotation, cellular component: endoplasmic reticulum membrane.